This is a messenger RNA of Phycomyces blakesleeanus NRRL 1555(-), 348 nucleotides long. RefSeq lists its product as hypothetical. The transcript has 3 exons. The record is from RefSeq and is a predicted model, not a curated record. The coding region runs from base 1 to 348 and encodes 115 amino acids. Lineage: Eukaryota; Fungi; Mucoromycota; Mucoromycetes; Mucorales; Phycomycetaceae.
AUGAGCACAAACAUCUUUGGAGCUCAAGUGGAGCUCAAAGAGAGUUCCAGCUUUAUUGGAAGGGUUCAGGCCAAAGAUUUUUCCAGGCAAAAAGAACUGGAGCAGAGCGUCAAAGAAAACAAUGAAUUCAGGAGAGAUUUCUGGAGGAGUAGUGUAGUAAAUAGAGAACUGGCUAGUACUUUCUUGCCAAGUGCAAGGUUUUGUCAGAGGGUCAUUAGACCCAAGUAUAAUAGCAUGGCAGAAUGUUGGCACGUAGCCAGUUAUGAGGUAGUUCCCUGUGGGGGGUCCAGUUAUAUAGCAGAGAAAGCCAUGAAGUAUACUAAAAUAAGUGUUAUAUGUCGGGAUUAG